CCAAUCAGCGGCGCUGAAACUUUACAUUAAACCUGUCCGUGAACUCGCGCACAGGUAGAGUCCGAGCGCCUCUGGGAAAAGGGUCGGUACAUUUGUUGACGCGCAGGUAUGGAGACGAACAGCACGGCUGACAUCUUGUCUUCGGCAUACUUGGCCGUGGAGUUUAUGGACUCGCUGCUGCCUCAAAACCCCCUGCAGGAGCCCGUGAAGCUGGUGUGGGACCACAUGCUGCAGAACUACAGCAAGUUCCAGAUCGCGACAUGGGGCUCGCUCAUUGUGCACGAACUGGUCUACUUCCUGUUCUGUCUACCGGGCUUCCUGUUUCAGUUCUUUCCGUUCAUGCAGAAAUACAAGAUUCAAAAAGAUAAACCAGAGACAUGGGAGAAGCAGUGGAAGUGCUUAAAGAUGCUGCUGUUCAAUCACUUUUUUAUCCAGCUGCCUCUCAUCUGCGGCACAUACUACUUUACGGAGUAUUUCAGCAUCCCUUACGACUGGGAAUCCAUGCCCCGAUGGCCGUAUCUGUUAGCGCAGUGUUUCGGCUGUGCCGUGAUCGAGGACACGUGGCACUAUUUCCUGCACCGAGCUCUUCAUCACCGCAGAAUUUACAAAUACAUCCACAAAGUUCACCAUGAUUUCACGGCUCCAUUUGGAAUGCAAGCAGAAUAUGCUCAUCCGCUAGAGACCCUGAUCUUGGGUGCCGGCUUUUUCAUUGGCAUCAUGGUGUUCUGUAAUCAUAUGGCGCUCUUAUGGGCAUGGGUCACCUUCCGUCUGCUGGAGACCAUCGACGUGCACAGUGGAUACGAUAUCCCUCUGAAUCCCCUCCACCUGAUCCCCUUCUACGCCGGCGCACGUUUCCACGACUUUCACCACAUGAACUUCGUGGGUAAUUACGGCUCCACCUUCACCUGGUGGGACAAACUUUUCAACACCGAUGACCAGUACAACAGCUACACACAGAAACAGAGCCGGAAGAAAAACGAGUAACACACACCCACACACACAAACACACUGCUCAUAAUGUGUCUCACAUUGGACUGAACUGAACACAUUAACAACAGCAAACCUUCACCCGUUUCACCACAGUGCAUCUUAGAAGAGAACCAAAUAAACAAAACAAUCGGAUUAGCGAUUCAUCAUCUCUUAUUUGCUCUGAAUCUUUUUGUAUGUUGUUUAUUAUUAUUUAUGUUUAGAACAUCAGCAUUUAAUAAUACAUAAUAUGGACAGACGUUUGUGGACACCUAAGCAUAAGAUUCGUAUGUUCUUUUUGAACACCCCAUUCCACAUUUAGUCAGCAUUUGCAGUUAUUAUAACCUCACCUCUUCUGGGGAGAUGUUCCUCAGAUUUUUGUGGAGAUUUGUGAAGAUCAGCCACAAGGACCUUAGUAAAUUCAGGUCCUGAUGUAGGUGUGGAGGUGUGGGGUGCAGUCAUUGUUCACAUUCAUCCCAAAGGUGUUCAAUAUGGAUGAGCCUCUAUAGCAGGAGAUCUUUCACUGUAACCCAUGUAAAGCAUAUCUACAUGGAGCUAUCAUGCUGGAACAGGUUUGAGUCUUCUAGUUCAAGUGUAAUGCUACAACAUACAGAGAUGUCCUAUAUAAUUGUGUGCGUCCGACUUUGUGGUGAUUGGGGAAGAAGCACAUACAGUAUGUCUGGGAAAAAUCAGGUGUCCCAAUACUUUUGUCUGCAUAGUGUAUGUCUAUACCUCACAUGUACAAAGUGGGUUGUCGUGAUCUCAAGUGUUUGUCUGAUCGGGUCACGAUAAUCAGCGAUGCAAGCGUUCACUAUAAAAUAACGAUCCCUGAAGCACUUUGGAUAAAAUAUAUAUAUAUUUUUUCAUGUUUGUUGUAAAUGACGUUUCUGAGAUUCCUGUGACAACAGAGGGUAAUUUAAAAGUCAUUUUUUAUCGUAUGCUUUUACACAAAUAAUGUUAUACACUAUUUCCAUACACAACAACAUAUCUGGAAUGUUAUGCAGUAGCAUUAUAUAAUGAUGUGCCUGAAGAAAAAACUAAAUAAACUCUAAUGAAAUCUU
This is a messenger RNA of Silurus meridionalis, 2027 nucleotides long. RefSeq names its product methylsterol monooxygenase 1 (gene msmo1). Gene Ontology annotation, molecular function: iron ion binding; C-4 methylsterol oxidase activity. The transcript is spliced from 6 exons. The record is from RefSeq and is a predicted model, not a curated record. Gene Ontology annotation, biological process: sterol biosynthetic process. The coding region runs from base 109 to 984 and encodes 291 amino acids. Lineage: Eukaryota; Metazoa; Chordata; Actinopteri; Siluriformes; Siluridae.